Scomber japonicus (chub mackerel) is the source of this 312-nucleotide messenger RNA. RefSeq names its product glycophorin C (Gerbich blood group) (gene gypc). Bases 1 to 312 code for a protein of 103 amino acids. The record is from RefSeq and is a predicted model, not a curated record. NCBI's taxonomy places the organism in Eukaryota, Metazoa, Chordata, Actinopteri, Scombriformes, Scombridae. Gene Ontology annotation, cellular component: cortical cytoskeleton; membrane. The transcript is spliced from 3 exons.
AUGGAUGACCGUUUAGUUACGCCGACCGCCUCUCAGACACAAACAGAAGCCGUCACACACUCAGUGCAGACCGAUUAUGAUAUGGAUGACGGAUAUUUUGACGCCAUUCUGGGAGUUGUCAUCGCCACCGUUGUCCUGGUGCUGAUCAGUCUGGCCGUUGUUGUGAUCCGCUACAUGUUCAGACACAAGGGCUCGUAUCGCACCAAUGAGGCCAAGGGCAUGGAGUUUGCAGAGACGGCGGACACAGCGCUGCGAGGUGACCCUGCCUUGCGGGACGCCAUGGACGUCAGCAAAAAGGAGUACUACAUCUGA